ACCCGCGCAGUGCCUGGCCCGCCCCCAGCCGGCUAGCCCAGGGUUCGGCGCUGGAGGAGCGCGGCUGCUCCAUCCCUCCCUCCCUGCCCUGCCUUGCCCUGCCCUGCCCUGCCCUGCCCUGCCCGGAGUCCUCCCGCCCGGGUAUCAGGCGAGAGGCGGAGCUGGCCCGGCGCGCCCCGCCCCCCGCUGUAGAAAGGGCCGGGCGAGUGUUACUCGCGGUCAUUGGGCUGGGGCCUUUUAUCUCCGCGCUGCUGGGGGAGGCAGGAGGAGGAGACACCGGGGGUGGUCCCGGGCGCCGGCGACACCUUUCCUGGACUAUAAAUUGAGCACCUGGGAUGGGUAGGGGGCCGACUCAGUCAACAACGCCCGCAGUCACACUCUGGCCAUUAACCGCAGCAGCGCCCUUGGGCAGCAUCCGCCGGCCGGGAGAACACUGAGCAACCAAGGAGGCGUAAGAGGAGGCCAAGUCUCGACCCAGCAAACCACCCACCGCCAUCGCGAGCUUCCGGACGCCAAGACUAGGAGAAGCCGCGCAUCCCGCAGGGCCCGGCUGCUAAGCGAGACGAGAGUUGGAGAGGGCGGAGUAGGAACCGGGAAUCCCGCCUUGCCAGCUGUCGCCAGGCCCGGACGCGGGCCUUGGAAAGCGCGUGAAGGCGGGCAUCCUCUCGCCCCGGCCGAUCAUCCCUGUGCCCCUGUCUGCGCUUCGGCGCCCGCGCGGCCACCAUGAUGCAGAUCUGCGACACCUAUAACCAAAAGCACUCGCUCUUUAAUGCCAUGAAUCGCUUCAUCGGCGCGGUGAACAACAUGGACCAGACAGUGAUGGUGCCCAGCCUGCUGCGCGACGUGCCCCUGGCGGAACCCGGGCUAGAUAACGACGUCGGCUUGGAGGUAGGCGGCAGUGGCAGCUGCCUGGAGGAGCGCACGACCCCGGCCCCCAGCCCUGGCAGCGCCAACGGCAGCUUUUUCGCGCCCUCCCGGGACAUGUACAGCCACUACAUGCUGCUCAAGUCCAUCCGCAACGACAUCGAGUGGGGAGUCCUGCACCAGCCGCCUCCCCCGUCGGCAGGGAGCGAGGAGAGCAGCGCCUGGAAGUCCAAGGACAUCCUGGUGGACCUGAGCCACCUGGAGAGCGCGGACGCCGGCGAGGAAGACCUGGAGCAGCAGUUCCACUACCACCUGCGCGGGCUGCACACCGUGCUCUCCAAACUUACCCGCAAAGCCAACAUUCUCACCAACAGAUACAAGCAGGAGAUCGGCUUCGGCAAUUGGGGCCAUUGAGGCAGGGGCCGCCCGCGGCUAUCCAGCACCCUCUCGGGCCCCAUCUCUCACCCUCUCUUUUUCCUCAAAGCUGUUUUCUUCCUGGUUGUGGGAUGCGAAGGGCAGACUGCAAAGUUGGGCUGUGUACGUGCAGGGGGCUCGGUGGGGCUGUGUGGAGGGGAGGGCCUCAUUCGUGAGAGCAGAAGAAAGUGAUGGCGGGAGGAGGGGGGGUGCAUCGAGGACCUCCCUUGGAGGGGCCUGCAUUCUGCGUUGGUGGGAAUGGGACUGGGCCGACGCCCGCAUUCAGCCUGUGCCUUUCCUGGGGUUUCUUUUCUGUUCUUCUUUCCGAAAGAAAAGGGCCUGAGAAGGGGCCAUGCCAGGGCGCGGCGCUGGGCUGCCACACUUGAGAGCUCAGCCCGGAGCUGGGUGUUGGGGAAGGCGGGGCGCGCAGCCUCCAGCCCGCCCUGCCAUUGAGCUGGUGGAGGCCCUGGCGUUGCUAGGAUUGCAUCAGUUUUCCUGUUUGCACUAUUUCUUUUUGUAACAGUGGCCCUGUCUUAAGUAUUUCAAAUCUCCUUGCUCUGAAACUUCGGCUAUUCCAUUGUGAUAAACGCACAAACAGCACUGUUGGUAACCGGUACUACUUUGUUAAUGAUUUUCUGUUACAUUGUACAGUAGUCCUGUGGCAGCCUACCCCAUCCCUUUCACGCCACCCCGCCCCCACCCCAGUGUGUGUAGCUGGCAGUGCGCCUGCUUGUACGAAGCUUGCCACUCAGCCAGUGAAAAUAGUAACAUUAUUACGUGAAAGUGGAUGUAUUCGAAGUGGAGCCAACUGACAUUCUAUCCGUGUCGUACAUAGAAUGAUGAAGGGCUCCACUGUUAUAUGUCUUAAAUUUAUUUAAAACUUUUUUUUUAAUCCAGAUGUAGACUAUAUUCUAAAAAAUAAAAAAAGCAAAUGUGUUAACUAAA
Messenger RNA from Castor canadensis (American beaver), 2223 nucleotides. RefSeq names its product MID1 interacting protein 1 (gene Mid1ip1). Gene Ontology annotation, biological process: regulation of lipid biosynthetic process. NCBI's taxonomy places the organism in Eukaryota, Metazoa, Chordata, Mammalia, Rodentia, Castoridae. Gene Ontology annotation, cellular component: cytosol. The record is from RefSeq and is a predicted model, not a curated record.